AGCGGCGGGCGGGGGCGCGGACGAGGGCGCGAGCACGAGCACGAGCACGAGCAGACAGACACAUGCGCGCGCCACCGCCGCCGCAGCCCUCGGCUUCCCGGGCUGGAAACCUUCGAGACUGAGCGGCUGCCUCUAGGUCUGCGCUGCCCGCCGCCCCUCCCGCCGUCCCGCGGCUUGCGAGGGAGCACAACGGAGACUCGGGGCAGCCGGGGAAACCUGUGACCCCCCGCGCAGGAGCGGGGCGGGGGACCGGGAGAAGAUGGCGACGCCGGGAAGCGAACCCCAAGCUUUCACGCCCGCCCUCUCGGUAACCACCCUGCACCCGCAUCUCCACCAGCACCACCAGCACCACGGAAGCACCGGAGGCGCGGGCUUCAACCUGCCCUUGAACCGUGGGCUGGAGCGCGCGCUGGAGGAGGCGGCCAAUUCUGGGGGCUUGAACCUGAGCGCAAGGAAGCUGAAGGAGUUUCCCCGGACGGCAGCCCCGGGGCACGACCUCUCGGACACGGUUCAAGCAGAUCUGUCUAAAAACCGGCUGGUGGAAGUGCCGAUGGAACUGUGCCAUUUCGUAUCACUGGAAAUUCUUAACCUGUAUCACAACUGCAUCCGGGUCAUUCCUGAGGCCAUUGUUAAUUUGCAGAUGCUUACCUACUUAAACCUGAGCCGAAAUCAGCUGUCUGCCCUGCCCGCCUGCCUGUGUGGUCUGCCUCUCAAAGUCUUAAUCGCAAGUAACAACAAGCUGGGAUCACUGCCUGAAGAGAUAGGUCAGCUCAAACAGUUAAUGGAGUUGGAUGUCAGCUGCAACGAGAUCACCACCUUGCCCCAGCAGAUAGGCCAGCUGAAGUCUCUACGAGAGCUGAACGUCCGAAGAAACUACCUUAAGGUUUUACCACCAGAACUCGUAGAUCUCCCCUUGGUAAAGUUUGACUUUUCCUGCAACAAAGUUCUGGUGAUCCCCAUCUGCUUUAGAGAGAUGAAGCAGUUACAAGUGCUCCUGCUGGAGAACAACCCUCUGCAGUCCCCUCCGGCUCAGAUUUGCACAAAAGGCAAAGUGCACAUAUUUAAGUAUCUGAGUAUACAAGCAUGCCAGAUUAAGACCACUGACCCCCUCUACCUCCACGCCAUGGAGAGGCCUCAUUUACACCAGCAUGUAGAAGACAGUAAGAAGGAUUCUGAUUCGGGAGUUGGAAGUGACAAUGGAGAUAAGCGGUUGUCUGCCACCGAGCCCUCUGAUGAGGACACAGUUAGCCUCAAUGUUCCCAUGUCAAACAUCAUGGAGGAAGACCAGACCAUCAAGGAGGAUGCAUGCCAUCGUCUGACCCCAGCUAAAGGUGAAUUUCAGCCAAAGCCUUCCCUUUUGGGUGCCAGCAACAGCUCAGGACAAGAAAGAGACCAGUUUGCUGAUGGAGCAGAUGCUCUCCACUCGGGAUUUAUGAACUAUAUUAAGGACCAGGCAGAAGACUGUGAAGAGCUUUUGCGGAUAGAAGAGGAUGCUCACUGGCCGAUGGAGGGACUACUAGGUUCAUCCAAAGAUCAGGAUUUGGAUAUAUCGAUGAUUGAGCAGCUGAGGGAAGCAGAGGAUUUGCUUCAGGAUCCCAACGGCCUGAGCACCGACAUUACAGAGAGAAGCAUUUUGAACCUGUACCCCGUGGGCUCAGCAGAAGCCUUAGAAUUACCUGACUCUACGCUCAAUGGUCAGCCGCAGUUGGAGACGUCUCCAGAGUGUGAGGUGCAGAAUGACCUAAUGCUACAGAGUAAUGGGAGCCAGUAUUCUCCAAAUGAGAUGAGAGAGAACUCCCCUUCAAUGUCUCCAACUGCAAACGUCCCAGCUCCGUUUGGCCUGAAGCCUCGCUCGGACCCAGCCCUCAUUCUUCCUAUCUCCUUCAACAAACUUACACAGGCACAAACAUGGGACAGCUCUAGCUACAGUGUUCCCUCUGAAGGAGACAGUGACAAUGUGUUUCUAAGACCUCAGAGAAAUUUGGAGUCUAUAGACCCGCAGUUUACGAUUCGGAGGAAAAUGGAGCAGUUGAGAGAAGAGAAGGAGCUGGUGGAGCAGCUCCGAGAGAGCAUCGAAAUGAGGUUGAAAGUGACCCUGCACGAAGACCUAGGGGCAGCACUCAUGGACGGUGUCGUGCUCUGCCACCUGGCCAACCACAUCCGCCCGCGGUCUGUCGCCAGCAUCCAUGUCCCCUCACCUGCGGUUCCCAAACUCAGCAUGGCCAAGUGCAGGAGGAAUGUGGAAAACUUCUUGGAAGCAUGCAGAAAACUUGGCGUUCCCGAGGAAAAGCUCUGUCUGCCUCAUCACAUCCUUGAAGAGAAAGGCCUGGUCAAAGUGGGCAUGACUGUUCAAGCGCUGUUGGACGUCACCGUCACAAAAGCUCUGUUCACAUGAGACCAAGCCCUCUCCCCUGGGUGGGCUCAGACUCUACCCAGAGCAGGGACUCCCGACUCUGCUCCUGGCACCUGCACCGACUCCCCCACUCACCACCUGCCAGUUCCCUGACAAGCUACUACGUUGACAGGGUUUCAGCCUAUGGGAGGAUUCAGGACCUUUUAGAGUUGGCCUCCAGGGUUCAGGUUGGACGGGUAUUAUCUGACAGCCAGUGAGGGAGCUGGCAGAGAAUUGAGUAGCACAUCAUUGCCUUUUCAGCCUCCUUCAUCCCUUCCACACUCACCGACUGCCAUUACCAAAUGCCAAGCACAAGCUGUUUCACAGUGAGUCGCGUCCGUCUUGUCAAAACCAAACUCCUUGCAGAAUCAGUGGGGGGAGGGGGAAUGCAAUCAGGUUUUUUUGCCACCAAAUUUUUUCAAGAUGUUUCUUGAGACCAUUGCCUUUUUUGAGAAACUAUUUUCAACAUACAAAAUAUUUAUAUAAAUAUUAUUUAUUAGUGAGUCGUUAUUCAUCCUUUGGAUGCAAAUUGUAAAUUAGGAAACUAUUUUAUUACUGCUUUUUUGUGGUUAAACAAUUUAUUUUAAUAUUAUAAAUACUGAGUUAUUUUCGAGCCUCUUGGGCAUGUAGGAGUUCCAGGUCUCAGUGUUCCUAUUUCCUGGUGUAUAUGAUUCAGAAAAAAAAAAAAUUAAACAAGAAACACGUGCUUCUGUGACAGAGAGCUGUUUUCUGGGCAGGUGAUAUCCACCUUUUGAUUUGCGGAACAUCGUUCUUAUUUAUAUUUCUGCAUUCCAUCCAGUUUCCUACAUUCCAGCAGCCCUCUUGUCCCAUAUGAUAACGAACUGACUGAAAUCAAGAGAGCACCCCAAAGUUACUUGUAAAUAGCUAUGUGGGAAAAAAAGACAUAUUAAACUUGAAGAUGAAAUGUGAACAGGUUUUUUUUUUUAUUCAUGUUUCUUUUGCUAUGCACAAAACAUUCACAUUUUAACACAGAGAAGUGGGAAGUGUUCAGUAUAUAUCUUGAAGUAUAAUUUUGCACUGUAUUUUGGGUAAUUGAGGAGCAUCUAGCACCAAAGGUAGAUGUUGAAGAAAUGAAUGAGAAAAUGGAGAUGAUGGAAGGUGACUGUCUAAAAGGGUUAUAGACCUUGAUUCAGGACACCAGCACUUGUUACGACUGCCGGUAUUCAAAGAGCGAGAGAUUCUGAAAUGUAGACAUGUUUGUCUUUAUUGUAAUCGAGCUGGUGCUUUUUAAAGAGUCCAGACUUGGAAGCUUCAUAGUGUCUGGUAUGAAACUUGGGAAGUGAGUGGGUCAUGGGGCAGACUGAGUGAAGGUCAAGUAGGUGGAGUAUGUGAGCGGCCAGGGUGGGAGCAAAGACAAGCACACUAGCACUAGAAAGGAGCCAGCCCAGGAGAGGAGCCCGUCCCAUCCAUUGGUGGGAGAGCUUCGCCAAAGGCUUCACAGGACUAUGCCAGGCAGUCACACCCAUGCACACUCAUACUGUCGGUAUGGAUGGAUACCCCAGUCAUUCAUCUGUCAAAAGCCUGUGAAUACUGACUGCACUUUCACCUCUGUACAAAGCCAUUGGCAGUUUCUAGAGCAACAGUAGCCACAGUGGGGGACCCGUCAAGGUAGAUACAAAAGACUGUAGGAUGAAUGAGUGCAUUCAACAGAGACUGACCCUCCACCAGGAAGGAUGGAGGGGAUCUGAACAUGGGGAUUCAGACAGGCAGCUAGUAAGUAACUUCCUAUCAAAUGUACUGUGCACUUUAACAUAAAUAUAUUUUACUACUUUUCUGUACUGCACAAAUACCUGUUUUGUCAAAUGGCAUAACAAUGUAAAGAUGAGAGGAUUUUUAACAGAGUGUACUCAACUGGAGCAGCAUUCGGAGCUGAUCUACACAAGGGUUUAGAAGGCCGCACCUUCAUGGCAUUGCAGCGCGGCAUCCUGAAAUAUAUUUUUACAUGUAUCUCUGACAACAUGAAGCUCCAUAACCAUUACUUUCGGAUUUUUUUUUUCAAAAUUAAAAGAUUUCUUUUGAUAUUAAUUUCCACAAUUUCCUUGAAAUUGGCUGUAUCAUACAAAUGGCUUCAGUAUUUUGUAAAAUGUUUUUUUAAUGCAGUUCUUGUAUGGAUAAGAUGUCUUCAAGAUCCUUGUACACUGUUUAUAUGUACAAUGAAAUGUGCAUGGCUGGCUGAUCGUAUGAUAAGUAGACAGAAUGUAUAUAGUGCAAACUUUUUAUUAUUUAACAGCCAUUAAAAUUUUGAACUUAUACCAAC
Molecule: messenger RNA, 4670 nt
Organism: Peromyscus californicus insignis
Lineage: Eukaryota; Metazoa; Chordata; Mammalia; Rodentia; Cricetidae
Gene: Lrch1
Product: leucine rich repeats and calponin homology domain containing 1
Exons: 20
Coding region: 260-2395 (711 amino acids)
Molecular function (GO): protein binding
Source: RefSeq, a predicted model, not a curated record